This is a messenger RNA of Porites evermanni, 16916 nucleotides long. NCBI's taxonomy places the organism in Eukaryota, Metazoa, Cnidaria, Anthozoa, Scleractinia, Poritidae. The record is from the annotation of a GenBank genome assembly.
AGGAAGUGCAAGACGAAGCUGGUUCUGACAAAGGUGCAAUUGAUGGUGGCUUUGAAAACGAAUUUGAGGCAAGAGAUUUUUCUAAAUUUGUCUUCCUACUGGCUGAGAUUGAUAAUAACGACGGGCCUUACCUUUUUAAGAGCUGACUGAAAUUUAAGCUGGGUGUUAAAUAGAGUCCGUUAAGGUGGACUUCCACUGUCGCGUGAAUACGAGAAUUUACGUGCAUAAAUGAAAUAGAAGCAAUGUAUGAAAGCUCGCACGUAAACGUAAAAAUUCAACCUCACUCAACUUUUACGUGUACGCUAACUGCCAUUAUAACUGUAACAAUAGACGGAUCAAAACGCACCAGUCACAUUGAAUCUUCAUAGCCAAUAACACCGUAUCCUCGGAGACCCAGGGGCAGCUAGUCGGGUACGAUCUUUAGGUAAACUUUCACCACGAACAUUCUAUCGUCCCGACAAGCUGCCCCUGGGUCUCAGAGGAUGAUAACGCCGCGGCUCGACUAUCAGACGACCACUAAAAGUAUCCCGACUUACCGUAAAUGAUCAAUCAGGUCAAUAACCAGAGCAUUGGCUAUACAAAAAUACACGGAGCAUUUCGUGUCUGCGCAGUACGCGCGCGUGCGUACUUCAGACAGACAAAGAGUAGAAAGUUUUCUUACCUAAGGAAACAACGCAAUGGGCAGGCUUCAACCUGGACUUUGAGAUCUUUUAACCCCUCGGCCACCACGCUUCCACUACCAUAUAGUUUAAAUAAAGCAUAAAUGAGCAACUUUAAAGUUUUCCCAUAGACAUAGUCCACGGAAUAAUGUUGAUUUGUAAAGUCCCGCAUAAAGCGUAAAUUAGGCAAUUUAACAUCGUAGUUGUAUAAAAACGGCAAAGAAAUGUACAAAAAAGUGUUUUGCACUUGCAAAAUUGUUGUUUUGCCUACUAAACCUAUUUGUUGUUGUUUUUGACGUUCUCGUUGCCGUCGCGUCGUCGAAUCUGAAAGUCCUUAUCACUAACUACAAAUGCACGUGUCAAUGUUGUUGGAAAUCAAUUUCUGGUUUUCAAUAAAAACGAACUCGAUUUUUAUUGGCUGUUUUUUAUUUUUCACGAAAGGCGAUCUUGCGCAACUAAGUAAGGAACGUUCCUAGCCUCCCACGCAGACCUUCUCAGGGCUUCGUCACACGUUCCUAACGCGUAACGAAGCUCGAAGAAUGUCUGCGGGUGGGCUACUGGUUCUCAUGAACUCGCAGAACAGAUGGUAUUUACCAUCCUUACGUAACAUUUUGAAUAUUCUCAUCCCUUAGGAAAAGAAAAGGUAAACUCUGGGAUUUAUAUACUUUAGCUGAUUCAAUAAAGGUUGCUGUGAGCAUUGGGAAUUGGCAACUGCGCAUUGGAUAUUUGGGCGUACAAAACUCACUGAAAUGAUUUGCUUGAGUGACCACCAAACAUAAGCUGCCAAUUGUGCAAUUCCCAAAGCAACCUCUAUUGAAUCAGCUAUACAUUCAAUUGGUCGUUUGACUCAUCAAUGAAUAAUAAGCAAAAAAGAAGGGGGCUGAUUUACAGAUUAUGCAUUUUUCCCUGGUAAAGGUCAAAGAUAACAAGCAAAUGCUCAAUUUCUUUUAAUAAUCGAUAAAAUUUUCGAGACAGAGGAUUUAAUCGUUACCUGUCUGUUUCUGCCCUCAACACCUGUCAGUUCGAUAAAAAUAUAUUUUCGAAAUCCAAUUCACUGCAUUCACUGAUGGUUUUUUUCUAUCCCUUGAAUUGUUCAGCUUGACAGAAAAUCGAUUGUAACCCGCUCUCAUUGGGAAACUAUUUGCAUUGGAAAAUCCAGCAUUAUGAGAAAAAAAAAAACAGACCAAAAUAUAUCACCGAAUAAGUCAUUUUUAUCCGCCUCCUAUAUCGAUUACGCAUUAUCUUAAAUUUGUUUUGUUUUAUUUACUAAUUUGUAAUUUAAUUUUUCCGGAUGAGGCAUUUCGUGUCACAAAUUGUUCUUUAUAAUCUUUUAACAUGAAAACACAUUUUUGCAAGUCUGUUUUUUCUAACGAUAUAUUUUAUUAUUGUUUUUUUUAUGAUCCUGGUCUGCUCUGUAACUUAAACUUUCUCGAAAUCCAGGUAACAAAAUACUACCAAAUUCGUCUCAAUUUAAUGCUCGUUGCCCAUGAUAUUUUGAGCUACUAUUGUGAGUACUGUUGAACAUAUAUUUCUAAGACGUUUUAGAUUAAAGCUGGAAAUUAAGUCAGGUAUAAAUUUUUGUUAUUUUUAGUAGAAGUCUAUUAUCACUGCUGCGUUCUGAUUGGUUGAGCUACUACUAGGCUACCGUAAAAUUCCGAAAACAAGCCCCUCCAAAUAUAAGCCCUCCAAACUCGUAACGCAAAAAAGCCUUCGUUAAAUCGCCCCUCCAAAUAUAAGCCCCCCAGGGGGGCUUGUACUUGGAAUUUGCCCUCGAAUACAAAGAAAAACAAAGUAAAAAACGGCAAAUUUCCUUCCAACUAUAAGGCUAGCCCAAUCGAUUUUGAAACGCAAAUUUCCCUCCGAAUAUAAGCCCCUCCAAAAAUAAGCCCCUCAAAAAGGGCCUUUGGAAAUUAUAAGCCCCGGAGCUUAUUUUCGGAAUUUUACGAUAUAUGUUAUAGCCCACUUGUAGCGAAAAGCGUCGGCUUUGAAAACCAAAACAAUGGCCGCUGAAGCGCGUUUUGCUUGCUCAAGUUGUUUUGUCUCGAUACUUUUGACCAACUAGUUGGAUUUUACUAAAACAAUUAUUCGUCUCGCCCUCAUGUCCUCUGAGUCAAUAGUGCAUUCGGCCUUCAGCCUCAUGGGCUAUUGACUCAGGGCCCAUUUGGGCUCGAGGAAUAAUUGUUAAACAUCAUAUUUGUUUCCCUCAGGAAGUGCAAGACGAAGCUGGUUCUGACAAAGGUGCAAUUGAUGGUGGCUUUGAAAACGAAUUUGAGGCAAGAGAUUUUUCUAAAUUUGUCUUCCUACUGGCUGAGAUUGAUAAUAACGACGGGCCUUACCUUUUUAAGAGCUGACUGAAAUUUAAGCUGGGUGUUAAAUAGAGUCCGUUAAGGUGGACUUCCACUGUCGCGUGAAUACGAGAAUUUACGUGCAUAAAUGAAAUAGAAGCAAUGUAUGAAAGCUCGCACGUAAACGUAAAAAUUCAACCUCACUCAACUUUUACGUGUACGCUAACUGCCAUUAUAACUGUAACAAUAGACGGAUCAAAACGCACCAGUCACAUUGAAUCUUCAUAGCCAAUAACACCGUAUCCUCGGAGACCCAGGGGCAGCUAGUCGGGUACGAUCUUUAGGUAAACUUUCACCACGAACAUUCUAUCGUCCCGACAAGCUGCCCCUGGGUCUCAGAGGAUGAUAACGCCGCGGCUCGACUAUCAGACGACCACUAAAAGUAUCCCGACUUACCGUAAAUGAUCAAUCAGGUCAAUAACCAGAGCAUUGGCUAUACAAAAAUACACGGAGCAUUUCGUGUCUGCGCAGUACGCGCGCGUGCGUACUUCAGACAGACAAAGAGUAGAAAGUUUUCUUACCUAAGGAAACAACGCAAUGGGCAGGCUUCAACCUGGACUUUGAGAUCUUUUAACCCCUCGGCCACCACGCUUCCACUACCAUAUAGUUUAAAUAAAGCAUAAAUGAGCAACUUUAAAGUUUUCCCAUAGACAUAGUCCACGGAAUAAUGUUGAUUUGUAAGUUCAAGAUGGUUAGUUUAGUGACGCUUAUGUUUUUUGGCUUCAACAUUUUGUUCUACUCUCUGUGGUCCCAUCAGGGGCCCUAUUAAUAGGAUUCGACUUUGAAAAAAUAAUCGGAAAUACCGUCCGAAAGCGAGCCUCUUUAGAAUAGCCUGCAUCACAGACGUAAUUUUAACCUUGGCUAGUAACGUCUGCGAAGCAGUGCUGAUAUCCAUGCUUCUGGGCCACCAACGGACUCAACGAAUUACCGGAAGUGCGUUUCGAAUUUUCUUUCAUCUUAAUUGUCUAAUCGACAAUGGCUUUUUAAACAGGCCAAUCAUGGCGCAUACUCAAAUCCUGGAACACAUGUGGGGGCCCAGAACGAGGAUUUCGGCGCUAAUUCGCAGACGGACUUAACCAGAGUUUAGUUCCGUCUGUAGCGCCGGCUACUUAACAAUGCAGCUGAAAACGAGAAGGAUUCUUUCAUUUUUUCAUCUUUAGGGUUUUUCUCCUAAGACAGGCACCUCCGCAGGUGAAAGAAGGACUCUAGUGGCACAUGAAAUAUUGUCAACAGAGUUAACAUACAUGAGGAAUUUAUCCGUAAUACAAGAUGUUUUUAAAAAACCUCUUGAAGCCGCGCUUGCCUCAAACAGGUUUGCUUUUUUAUCCUUAUUAUGAUCUCUUGGUUUUUCUUGUCUUUUUUAUGUUGUACGUCAUGAGGGAGCAUGACCCCAACCCCCCUAGAGGUACGGGAUUAACGGCCCCUUGUUGAUAUAGUCGGUUACUCUAUCUUCAAACCGGCUGGCUACUUAAAAUAGUAUUGAAAUCCCUGAAUUACGCCACCCGAAGGUCUAGCGGACCACCUUGUGCAACAUAUUGGUCAGUAGCAGAGGAACAAUAGAGCGUACUGGUACUUAAGCUUUAGAAUAACCGGUUAAGCUUAGUUAUAAUAGUAAACUAGCUAAAAUGAACACUGUCACUAGGUUGAGUUACAUUUGGCUGCUCCGGAAAAAGUUGCUAGUUUCCAAACGUUCUUUUCCUUUUGGACUUUUUUAGGGCCAUUAUCAGCUUGGCAAACAUACAAAGUUUAUUUGCUGACAGCGAAACAUUGCUGGCCCUAAGCAGGUACGUUAGACAUCGCAUUGUUUAAUAUUUUAUGGCAAUAAAAUAAAUAGAUAGAAUGCACUAUAUUUUAGUGUCCUAAUUGAUGACACCAUUUUUACGUCUCGUACUGGACACGGGACCGCCAUUUUACGUGGUCAUCCGAGCCUCGCGAGGUAGUACCGUCAUUUCUCAGGUAUUUUAAGACCCUAAGUAUGGGUCUGGCCCCGGGAAUCGAACCCGCGACCUCUCGCUCUGCAGUCAACCGCUCUACCGACUUAGCGAGUCCUGCUUACACUUCUGGCGGGCGUUACAGUGUUUUCCGGGUGAUAUCAAGUCACAUUCCCUUCUCGUGGUUCACUAACUGAUUUGAAGGGUCCCUCAACAAAAUAAAUUACAUAACUGGUCAAAUAUUAAAGUUUCAGCAGAGAUGAUGAUAAUCUUGAUGUUGAAACAUUUUUCUUAAUGCCCAGCUUUAUACACUGAUACGACGACCUUUAUUGUGUUUCAGUCUUUUGGUGAAUAAUCUGUCAAACAGGUUAGAUGAAUGGAAUUCUCAUCAAGUAAGUUCCAUUUACAAUUUUUCAUUUUUUGCAUUCUCAAGGGCGCGCUCUAACUUUCGUUGUAGCAGAAAACCAAGCCAAUUGAACUAACCGAUCUAAAGAACGGUUUCCAUCAUUUCAGACAUUCGUAUAAAUGACCGUAGCCCACAUAUUUUCGUACGAAAAAAUAGGACAUUUUCGAGUGGUGCUAAGCCUCGGUGAUCUCCAAAGUUGACCCGAAAAGUCGCGACGACAACACUAAUGCAAGGCACCCAACAAUAGGAUAUUUCCGAGUGGGACUGAUCCUCGUUGAUGUCCGAAGUUCACCCGAAGAAUCGCGACGACAACACAGUCAUUAUACAAGGCACCCAACAAUAAGAUAUUUCCAAAUGGGGCUAAGGCCCGAUGACGCCCGAAGUUGACCCGCAAAAUCGCGACGGCAACACAUAAUACAAGGCACCCAACAGUAGGACAUUUACGAGUUGGGCUGACGCUCGAUGAUGUCCGAAGUUGACCCGAAGAAUCGCGACGACAACACAAUAUUCAUUGCACCCAACAAUAGGACAUUACCAAGUGGGGAUGAGCCUCUAUUUUGAAGUGAAGCUGAGUCUGACGUCUGUUUCAUUCUUAUGCAAAUUAAAACAGAAACCCUUUUUCUUUAGAAAGGUUUGCACUUGUCCUGUCUUUGAAAGCGGCGGUUUUGCCACUCCGAAAUCGCCUAGGGUAAAUGUUUAUGAUAUCGUCCAAUCAAAAUAAACAGCCAAAGAACCGUUUUCUAUUGUAGUUCAGGCGGAAAACACAAUAGUUUAAUAACCAUACCAGAAGUUCAAAAACCACACAUUUGUUCAAUGACAUCUCACACAGCUAGCUUUUUUUCAAACCGGAAGUGACUGCUUUUUGUCUCUUUUGACAUCACCUAUAAAAUUUUAUCCCAAGAAACCUUGCGAAUGAAGUACCAGUCGCCCUCAUGUCAAAACCGAGCAGAAAUCUGUUUUUGUUUUCCGUCUAGAUAAAGAUGAGCUAUCCUUUCAGACAAAUUUAUAGACAUGCAUACAGUCAAAUCAAGCGAAGACUAGUUUUGGCCCCACUUCUGCCUAAACACCGGAUUUAUACUAGACGAAUUAUCUACCAGAGAUGGAUAAUUUGUCGUCUUGAAUAAAAAAAUUCGUCACUUGUAUAAAUUCGGCUCGACUCGGCACUGUAAGACUUAUAAGUUGAGCACAUUCAUUUAUCGUAUCUAAAGUAAGUCGGUUUUUUAACGUUCUCUCUAGAGAGACAACUUUUCAAGGUCAGGUAUUUUUCAGGUAUUUCGAGGAAUGUUCACGGCGGGAAUUGUGAACUAGUUUUUCAAGGGGAGGAAACCCCGAAGGCUGUUAUCCGAGAAAAUACGUCAUUCUUAGCCUUUUCUGUUCCCUUUUCAGAUGCUGGGAGACAUUUUUCUCAACUUUACUACACAGCUGCGUGCCUACACCAAUUUUUUAAACAAUUAUCCUGUAACACUACAAACAUUAGAACGAGUAAGCUUUUCUUUAUUAACUAUUAUCGUAGAUUAAGGCCUAGGCAAAACGUCGAACUUUUCAUGAGACCAACCAAACUCGAAUUUGAGUCGACCUAAAUUGAGUUAAAAUCUUCUGUUGGGUCAGACGUCGAACUUAGGACGCGUCGAACCAAUCAACUGAACCAGAUCAAAAACCAAUUUUAAUAAAUUUUCUCUCGAACGAGGCUAAAUAUACAUUAUCAUACAAAUUUUAAAUUUAUUCGUUUAGUUCUUCGCAUGUGAAGAUCGACGUUUGUCCCGUAGACGAUCUUCAAACGUUCUAUCGGCGUCUGAAGCAGACGGAUAGAACCUGCUGGACGAUUCAAACUCAUUCAGACGAACUUAACUGAGCCAGACGUCGAACUUUUCAUGAACUUAACUCAGGUUUGUCUCGUGAAACGUUUAUCCUUUCCCUAGGCCUAAGAGUACCCGUGUUUCCUCUAUUAAGCUAUUAAUCCCCUUGCAGUUUAUUAAUAUCAGUUUUCGUAAAGUGCCUCUGGACUAGCUGGGGGCGUAUUAGAGGCUGGAGGUUGGGGGCUUUCGAAAGGAACAAAGAUGGCACAGUUGGUUAGUGCGCGGCCUUCGGUGCGUUAAGUCCCGAGUUCGAUUUUCGGUGACAUCACAUCCCUGUUGCUACUUCUCUCCUUUUUGUGUAGCUUUAACUAGCUUAAAAUACCUUUAGAACUUUGGUAGACAGAGGUGCGUAGAAUGAGCGCACCGUCGGCCUCAAGUUUAUCCGUUGAAGUACUGUCACCAGUUGUCGACUUAAAACAUGGUUGCCUCAAAGGUAAAAGGAAGAAUUGAAUUCGGGCGUGAGAAUACGCACCCCGUUCUCAAGCGUCCCAUUUUCUUUUCCUUGACCAUUCCAGCAUGGUUAAUCCUGUUAGGGGUAGGGGUCCUCGCCAUCACAGCUCUUAUGUCAUGCCUCGCCACCAUAUCAUGUUCCAGGCGUUCCUAUAGUGUUUUUUUCCAGCUCCAGUUUUUGCGUUGUCCCCGCUAUCUUAAAGGGACGCAGUCAGCUUUGGACAGCGCCAAUCUGGACACUAGUUUUGCAACUUUGAAAAGCGUUUACCUCAACCCGAAAUCAAAUGCACGCGUUGGAUACAUCUAGCUAGAAAACCGCUUUAAUCUUGCCUAGUGUUUCAUUCGAUGUUUUAUUGAACACCUGUUCCGCUGUAUUCUUUUACUAAUUCUUUAAUUUUAUUUCAUCAUAUUUGGUUAAAAACGGUGUGGAUUGUGUAUCUUGCGAUAUGCAAAUCGGCUAAAAAAUUGUAUCUAAUGCGCAUGUACAUAAGCUGACUAUGUCCCUGUAACGCCUGGGACAGGCUACAUCGCAACAACGAGUUGCCAGCCCAAGUCGAAGUACUGACUACACAAGGUACACAGUGAAAAAUUUCACUUUACUCACUUCAUUUUUACUUACUUCUUACUUUAUUAUCAAGCCAUUAUCCUGUGUUUCUUUUUCGACAGUGUAAAGAACAAAAUCCUCAAUUUCGCUCAUUUCUUGCACGCCACGAAAAACAGCCAAAUACAAAAAUGAUGAGGUAUGAAAUUAUGCCUUGCCUUUUAGUUUUACUCAUUUCUUAUAUCCUUCCAAUGUUUGAGUGAAUAGUAUUUUAUAAACUCUAAUUUCAUUUCUUUGUUCUUGUGUUUUGUUGUUUUCUCCUUUUUUUUUGUUUUUGGCAUCUAGUUUUGCAGAAUUGUUGUUUCUCCCGGGAAGACAAAUUAAAAGGUCAGUUAACCUAUUUUCAGUUUGUCCUCCACACAGGGCAAAAUUAUUUACAACAAUUGUCUCGUCGUUUUCUGCGCCUUUGUAAUUGCUUCUUUGUGUUAGGUUUUCUGUUCAAUAGACCCAUUUCACGGUUCUGUGCUUAGUGCCUUAGUGUGUAAAGUUGGCGCGGGUUCUGUUGGGGAUUCACCGCGGUAAAACGAGAGAAAUUUGCGCAAGCCUAACAAAAUAACUUAAGGCUGAGGUUCUUACUUUCACUGUUUUAAAGUCUUAUGUAAUACCAAUACACUGUUAAAUGACAAAACGUUUUGAAAGUUUUAAUACUAAAAAAUUGUAGGAAGACCACUGCCCAAAAAAUGCAAAAGUCCACUUUCGGUUGACAUGCGUCGCUCAAAUACGCCUUUCCUUAAGCUCCCUAAUUUUACUCAGGCGCAAAGCAUUGUCAACGAAGAAGAAGGUGAAAGUUUAGAAAUGCGAAGAUAAAAGUAGUAUAGAAGACACUGAAUUAUCCAGUUUUUAUGGCAGGAAUCUCGUUAACUUCCGGUGGAGUACGUUAACGCCGAUGACGUCAUAGCCUUUUUUCUGUAUCUCAUGAAUAAAAUGCUCAGGAAUAUCAUUUUAAGAUGAGAUCAUGUGCUAUUUUUCUUCUAGAUGUUUAACUCGUUGGAUAGGUCUUCUAGUUAAUGUAUUCCUGUGCAAGUUAACGAUAUCCCUGUGCAAAAAAAUCCGGACAUUUCGGUCCCUGCUAUACUACUUAGUAAUGUGGACUAGUUAUUUUACUCAGCCUUACCCAUGCUCUCACUUAACAGUAAAUGAAUUCACGCUAAAUGAAACAAAAACGCCACAAACAGUGGAUCAGCAGGCUAUUUGUGCAGCCUAUUUCCAUUUAAUGGAUACAAUGUGGUCAAGGAGCUAUGGAAACAAUUUGAUGUAAAUCUGAGGCAACAGCACACAGAGAGUGAAACCAGGACAUUGUCAACCACGAAUGUCUUUCACCCACAAGAAUUAAAUACUUUCUGAAUAACAAGUGGCAAAUUUUCAGGGCUUAAUUACUUGUUUUGUUCCAGUUAUAUUGAGCUUUUAGAAGCGUUCUUGAGGUACACUUCAGCUGAUCACGUCGACAGAAAAAAAUUGACCCAGGCCAUUGCCAAGUUCAAGGACCUUGACACCUUAUUUAGACAGGUAAUAAAAAAAUUAUUAUCGCUUAUCCACACUAUAUAAAGUGAAAAAGGAGCUUCAUUUGUCCGCUUAAUCUGAAAUGUCAGCUGUCUCCGCCCCUUAACACCAUGGGAGGGGGGUGCAACCCCCACGGGUUAGGGGAUUAGGGGAUGGAGACGGAUGACAUUUGAGACUAUAGUCCGCUUAAAUUUACACCUCCAUUUAAUGCUCUCAAACAAGCAAGAUAUAAGUUUUGAAAACUCUGCCUAUGAGCUCCUGUCCCUCAAUCGGUUCCCUAUAUAUUUUUAAGUGGAAGUGCCUGAAUCAGCGCCCCUCCCCCUCCCCUCGGCUGAAAUGAAAUGAAAUAAGCGCUCCCGGCGCAAAUAGGUCAUUUGCACGAUGGCGUCAUUUUACUACUACGACCAGAAUCCUUUUCGUUUUUCCUUUCAUAUUUUAAUUUUUAAUUUUGUAAUCCCAUCGAGUUAUAAAAAACAAAAGUCCUAAUUUGCACAAGAAAGCAAAAUCAUAAAAUAUUGUGGUCGUAGCAGUAAACUGACGUCAUCUUGCAAAUGGGUGGAACACAAUGUUAAAUCUUUGUGUUGUCUGCCAAUUCUUUUAGUAACGUUGGUUUUAUUUGGUCUUUUGCAGUAUAAAGAACGUCUUGAAAGGGAAAGGUUUCUUCAAGAUUUACAGAAGAGAAUAGUCAAUUGUCCAGUAAGUCACGUCUUUUGUUCUUAACAGAGGUUAAUUUUACCGUCUCAUAUCACAGCAUCAAGAGUUCACAUUACCGGUGUAGGGGGACUUGUGGGAAAAGGACUCCCUUUAAUUGGCUUCAGCUUUUUGGGUGUUCCUGCCAAGUCUCUUACACCGCUCCCUUCAUAUUAUUACUUUAGCUACUUUCUGCUUUGUUUGUAUCGUUGAUUUGUUGUCUCCUGGCGAAGCUAAUGGAAUAAAGUAAAAUAAAGAGAAAAGCCUGACUUGAGUUUGCUGUUGGCGACGUCAACGUGCUCGCUAUCUAGUACAUUCCUGGUCCCGGCUGCUCGAAAGAUGGUUGAGUUUAAGCCAAAUUUUAAACAAGGUUUUCUUGUCUAAGAACAUGCAACUCGAGCUUGAUACAGUAUACUCCAAGAUACAGUAAUGAUAACACAAAAUGUUACUCCAAGCAAUACAUAGAAAGGUAAAAUACACAAACGGAACAAAAUUUUAAUCCUGGAUUAGUGCUAAUCGGCCUUUCAGGAACCGGGCCCCGGAGUGCAUUACACCCAUUAUCUCAUUUUUUUUUUAAUGAUCUUUCACUUGCUCUAUUGCAUCCGUGUUGGCCCUUACCAUCCCACUGGCUGGUUUUGUAAAGUUUUCACAUUUCAAUUAAUGGGAAGUAUAAAGCGUGCUUUCGCUGUGGAGAUUUAUUCCCAAACGUUUCUUUAAUAGGAGCUCUUAAUGAAAGCAUUAAAGUUACAAGUAGCCCCCUGGCCCUUCUCCCGAAUAACAAGUACAAGAUAUUCGAUAUCUUCCUCGAAGAUAUCAGCUAACGAAGCUACUCUAACUAUUUUAACUCCUCUAAGAUUCGAGUUGCAAUAAAUGUUAUGUAUGUAUGGGUCUAUGUAGAAGUAAGUUAUGUAUGUUCCUAUUUCACUCCUACGUGUCAAAAAACAUUCACCGGUUAGAGCACGCGACGCGCGAGCAGCUUUACGGUAUGACCACCAGUCUCCCAACCUUACAGCUGCCAGAACGCCAUCUCCAAUUCGCCGGUCAUUACGAACAAGCAAAGGGCGACUCUUUCUGUGGAGACCAAGCGGCCCUGCUUCUUCACUGAACGAAAAUGAAGUUCCCAGAUAAGAUAUGCAAGAGAUUUUGGAAUCCACAGGGAGUAGCUUGCGGCCGUGAUGUCGGAUAGGAUAGCCUGUGUACAGACGUCCCCCCUAGCUCCCUCAGAAAAAAAUCGGGAGAAGAGACUCUUCUCCCGAUUUUUUUCUGAGGGAGGAGGACGUCUGUACACAGGCUAGGAUAGGAAUCGUCGUUCAUAGCUUCUCGACUCCGAAUGAUGGUGAUGAUGAUGAUGAUGACGACGCUCUUGUGUCAAUUUUCUAUGUUUUCACUGUUUGCAGGUUCUUGCGGAGAAAAGUCGUCAUUUCAUUCGCGAAGAGGAUGUCAUCCUGCUGUCAACCCCAAGUAUUGGCAGACAAGUUAAACCAGAGUUCAGGUAAAUAUUUCAACAUUAAAGCUUUUUUCCUGCUUUUAUCACAUCGAUGGGGAUACCGUAUUAGAAAUUGUUCUUUUUGACAACGUCGAUCUCCCUGGUUUUAUAUAUACUUCCGUCGGACAGAGUUAAGGAUGUUUUCGCUUGGCGCGGCGCGCUAUCUUUAAUUUAGCAGAGCGCAUUGUUUAAAUAUUUCGUUUCCGCUACUUUUCUGUUAGAAGUAAGUAAUCAACACAGUCCUGGGCCUCUUUUGUCACUGCCUUGCGUCACAGCCUGUAUGACUUGACGCGACAAUCGAGCAAGUGAAGAACCUUCUAAAGAAGGAGUUCCUCGCCUGUUUUUAUUCUAAACGUAAUUGGUGUUAUGGUGACCAACUAAAAAACCAAAUGGUUCACUUGGCCAUCGUAAUAAUAAUAACAAUAAUAAUAAUAAUAAUAAUAAUAAUAAUAAUAAUAAUAAUAAUAAUAAUAAUAAUGAUAAUGAUAAUGAUAAUGAUAAUGAUAAUAAUAAUAAUAAUAAUAAUAAUAAUGGGAUUUAUAUAGCGCUUAUACAUCGCUGUUCUAAGCGCUUUACAAUGUAAAAAAGGACAUAAGAAUAUCAUUAAUCACAAGCUUACAUAUAACACUACUGUACAUAUUGGGAAAUUUAUAGCAUACACAUAUUAAAAAGGAAAGAAAACAAAAACAAAUAUGAUGAAACUAAAUGUCAUAUACCUUUUUAAAAAGAAACACUUUCAACUUAGACUUGAAAAGAUUAACAUCAGAACAAGCACGAAUUUCAAAGGGGAGCUUGUUCCAUAGUUGAGGGGCAGCAACGGAAAACGCUCGCUGGCCAUAAGUUUUCAUGUUAAAAUUUUGUUCUUCAAGGCGUAAAUGAUCCCUUGAUGACCGUAAUGUCCUUGAUUGAUGGUAAAAUUUUAAAAUAUCUUAAUAUCUUCAUCGUACUCAACCUUUCAUAUUAGUUCUACAUAAACAUUUAUCUUGUAAAUCUAUAAUGUCUUUAACUUAGCAUUAGUCAAAAUAUUGAGUAAAAAUAAACUGAACUGAACUGGAGGAGUGGGGUGGGUAAACAAGUGCGACUGUUAUGGGAUCUUAUUUGUUCUUUUAGGUGCAGAAAAGGUGCUUUUUAAGUUAACUACAAACACUCUCGUCUUUCAAAAGCCUUUCUGUUUUCUUUCGUUUUUUGAAUACCAGGGUUUAUCAACAAGUUGGAGAUCUUGGUUUAUUUCUGUUUAAUGACGCUUUACUUCUCGCCACUCUCACCUUCAAGUUUGUUCCUUUCUCAAGGCUGGUUCAAAGGAAUUACAAGUAUGUAUUUUACCGUGGUGAUCGUGUUGAUGAAAUAAAACUUUGAAAGAGCUCAGUCUUGUUGUAAUUUGUGUAUUUUACCCUGGAUUUUGUUAAACAAACAGAAGUACCUCGUGUUUUUAACUUAUUAGAACACAAACUGCAAGUUUAACGAACGCCUUGAAAGUCUUUCCUUUUUAAUUGUUCACUCUUCCAAUACCGUAUUUACUCGAAUAAGCGCCAUCCCCUGUGAUUAAGCGCCGCACUCAAAUAAGCUCCGCAUUUGGGAAAAAAAAAGUUAAUUAGCGCCGCCCCCGAAUAAGCAAUGUGGCCCUGAUAAAAUCAAAUCGUUAAUUCGUUAAUUCUGUCGGUUUAAUACGGAAAUUAAUAUUACCGUAGUUAAUACACUAAAAUCUUUGCGGCUUCCAACUUUCAAAUAANAUUAAGCGCCGCACUCAAAUAAGCUCCGCAUUUGGGAAAAAAAAAGUUAAUUAGCGCCGCCCCCGAAUAAGCAAUGUGGCCCUGAUAAAAUCAAAUCGUUAAUUCGUUAAUUCUGUCGGUUUAAUACGGAAAUUAAUAUUACCGUAGUUAAUACACUAAAAUCUUUGCGGCUUCCAACUUUCAAAUAAACACCACCCUAUUAAGCAGCGUGGUGCUUAUUCGAGUUGAUACGGUAAUCAUUAGAAACUCAGUCUUUGUUUUUACUAGAGUUAGAAUACUCAUUAACUUUUAACUCCCGUGAAAACGUAAUAAUAAGGGGAGAAAUCUCGAAAUUGAACGAAUUCUUGAAUUGUUAUUUUUUGUAAAAUAGAAAAGCGAAAAGCGCGCGCCAACGAGAUAAUAAUACAGUUAACUACAAAGGUUCGAGGAUGGUUCAGGAUGAAGACUGAUUUAAGCUAAAUGUUUUAAGUUGCACCGUCACAUAGCUACGUCAAAAGGUUCCUGUAUGACAAGCGCAAACUCAAGUAAGAGUGCUGAGCGCAAAGUAGAGGAAACAGCGAGCAGAGAAAGAGGUUGAUUGUAAAGCCUGCUCCUUUUCUGACUGGCUAGUGCGUUUACAUUAGUUGUCGUUUUUCGAGACUCUCUUGACUAAAGGACGGUCUACUACGAGAAAUUAGCAAGAUUAAGCAACCACAACGACAACGUCACGAAACAAUUGGUUUUAUGAGCAAAACAACAGCUCUGCACGGGCGUCACGCUUUUAAGCACAUUUCUUUGACGUCCACCGCACGACUAGAACGUAAAACCUCCUAACACGACGUUUUAUGGAGGAUGUGAACAUAAGACGACGAAUUUUUCUUUUUCUUUUUGAACCAGGUCAAAAUCUUAAGUAUUCCAACACUAGAAAAAAUCACCUACUUUUGACAAAUUGAGAAUAUUCAAAUAGACGUGAUAAAGUUUGAAUGAACGCAAAUUCAUUUUUUUGACGGCGUUUUCACUGCCGUCGUUGUAUUUGUCGUGUAAGGAGGCUCGAUAGGGUUUUGCAGGGUCAAUUCCUCCGAAUCCGAAAUCGCUAUUAACAAGGAUUUGGAAAAAUUAUCAACACAGCUGUAUUAGAUAAAAAUGGCAAUUUGUAAUGAUUAUGGUUACAAUGACAUCGGAGUUGUCAUAGCAACAAAAUGACGCCAUUACCUAUUUUACUUGCAGCAGUAUGCACAAACUUGGGAGGUAUUGACCCUGAAAAACCCCAUCGAGCCACCUCAACCUCCCUUGCCAAAUGGAAGUCAAACUUGACUCGUGGAUUUUUUUAGAUUUCAAGCGUGUAUGACCUUGAAGAAAUUGAGGGUGGAAAACCUGGCUGAUUCCAAAUGUAAGUUCAUUGUUAUUAGUUACUAGUACUUGUCUGUGAUCUCGGUUAAAAGCCUCUACAGCAAGUUACGUUUAUGCCCCGUCACACUUAUCAGAAUUUUUGAAAAUGGAGAUUUUUUAAGCCUUCCAUCCACACUUGAACAGCGUUUCGCAGCUUUUCGAAAAGGGUUCCCAGAGAGGAGUUUUUUAAAAAUGCCUGCUUAACGAAAACGGAGGUUUUCGAAUACGCUAUCUGAUGAAUAUGAAUGCUAUCGUACUUCCAUCGUUUUAGCGUUUCCGUGUGGAAGGGCGAAAACGAUUCGAGUACGCUACGUGUGCACCCGUAUUUUUUCGAAAACGGAGAAUAAAAUCAGCUCCGUUUUCAACAACAUCCGGAUCCGUGUGGACGGGGCCUCACUUCGUUUCUGCCUAUCUUCAUUCACACUCUAGAUGUAAAAAAUGCUUUUACCAUCGUGUCACCAAAGAGACUGUGGUUGUGCCAGGCGCACUCUUGGGACCAGAAAUUUCAGUGGCUUUCAGUUCUAGAAAGUUCCAUCGCUGCUGCACUGGAAAGAGUGUGAAAGCCUUAAUGAAGAGUUACGUCAUUCAAGAGACGCAGCAAAGGGUGUGUCACCCUUUCUCGCUGCCAGCCCCGGACGCAGUUACUCAAAUAGACGAAUAUGAAUGGUCCAUUGUUUACCUCAAGAAUAGCAGAGCUAGCGAGCGUGAAAAUCAUGAGGAGAGGUGACACGCAAAGGGAAGCCUUUCCACGCGGGUGGUGAUUUUCACGCGCGCUCGUCUAUUUCCUUCGCCCAGUAUCCAAUACUUGAGGAAAAAGAAAGACUACUGGUGUUCUGAGCCCUAGGUACUGUAUCUGAAUCAAAGGUGGAUAGCGCUAUCCAAUUGGUAUUAGGGGGCUUAAGCGAAGACGUGUUUGAACGACUCACGUCAAAUAGAAGUGUAUUUUUUGCAUUGUUGGGUAUCGAUUUGAGCCAAAUGUUUUGGGCCACCUAGGGCUAUGAUAAUCUGGACGUAUUACCGUUGUUUCGGAUACGAAAAUGACACAGUUGAGUGAAUGAUGCUAUUCGUCGUGUUUUGUGUGAGAUAGGCGAGUUAGUAGAGACCUUUAGAUUCUGAGACGAGUACAACCACGAGUACGAGAUUCUCUCAAUACUAAAUAGUGCUUGCGCGUGAACCAGCGUCAUUUUGGCGGGAAAACAUGAUUGCCGUCGUCAUUCCACCAAGAGUUUUAGCGAGAAUGUCGUGGUAACGGAAACUGACAAGUUUUAAAGUGUUAGAGGUUUUAUCAUUUUGCCGUCGGGAGAUGGCUUAAGCUCUUUUAGUAAAGAUAACAGUGCUAAUUUUUUUGGUGAAAAAGAAGUGUAAUGAAGCUUUCCGGGGUGUCCAUAAUUUGACAAUACGCAAACAAACUUUAAGUCAAAUCUGGUACUCGUAGUUGUUCUCGUCCUAGAAUCUAAAGGUCUCUAUUUUCUUGUUUUUCUCACGAUAGUCACGAAAAGCUUGCACGGCAAUCGACAGGGACGAUCACAUGACCAUUAGCCUUCGGCUGUCGCUGACCUCCAUUCUAAAAGUGACGAAAAGAGCUUUUUGUUCGGCGUGUGUAACAAUAGCCGAAAAAGGCCUCUUCUCACGUAAGCUUACUCGCCGCGUUUGCCUCAUUCAACAUGAAGGGGAGCGUUCACUCGCUCGCGGCAAUUUAUUCAAGUUGUUUAUUUUUUUAAUUGUUGCUCUAUACAUAAGUUAUCUUAUGGACAUUUCUGCUUUUCGCCGUAUGCCGUGAACGCAAUCUUUAACUUUUCUUGUGUUUGCGCCGUUUCAAACCGCUUUCUUCUCGUCCCUUUAAGUCAAUGCUGUCGAUUAGCUGUGCGAAAAUAUAUACAUAUUAUAUUUUUUC